Molecule: messenger RNA, 377 nt
Organism: Gilbertella persicaria
Lineage: Eukaryota; Fungi; Mucoromycota; Mucoromycetes; Mucorales; Choanephoraceae
Exons: 2
Coding region: 44-325 (93 amino acids)
Source: RefSeq, a predicted model, not a curated record
CUCGCUUUAUUGUCGGUUGUCUUGUUUGGUUUUCUGCUAAUCCAUGUUGUUGCGUCGAAAACAAGAUUGCAAACACUCUUCCGUUCUUAAUUUAGCUGUCUAUGGCAUUCAAUGCAUUAAAAGCAAGUUGACUCUCAUGAAGACUACCUUGGACUCUCACUCGGAUUGCUUCCAGAUCGUUGAGUUAAGAAGUGCUAGUAUUCCUACAACUUGGGCACAAAGAACUGAUAUGAUUAGAGUAUUCGAGCUUCUGGUUUGCUUACACAAUGAAUUGAAGGAACAAUGCUUUUUGGGGAAUUGUUGGUCUACCAACAAAAUCAAAUAAUACAUGUCAUGCUAGUGAAUCUCGUACAUAUGUUACGACAGGUCCGCCAUAU